AUCGCAAUUUGAAAACGCCACUCAUAGCGAAUCCUCUUUCAGUCUCGGUCCAGGCAUUUAGGCCAGGACAGAUGCAUGUGUACAUGGCGUUGAUUCGCACACCAGUGGAUCGGCUAUGUUCCAUGCGAGACUGAACGAGGACAGUUCUGAGAUGAUUGCUGGAAAUGAAAGCGAAAACGAAGACGAGAUGAUAGACAAUAACGAACGUGGGGCAACAAUAGCGUCGGCUGUAAAUGAAGAAGGUGAAACCAACCCGAAUCACGUGUGGUGCUGCAGGAAGUGGUAUAAGCAUGGCCGUGAUCACAACCGGCAUAAAAAAUAUCAUGACAGACCAUUGGCAUGCAGCGCAAUUGAAACAUGCCUUUACAGAACAACUUACAAUAAGGAACUCCAUAAGCAUUAUCAUUCCAACCACAAGCGAUGGGCUGAGAAGCACAAUAUCCCUGAUCUGAGCUUCUUGUGCGACCAUUGUGGCAUUUUAAUAUCUAGUAAAGGCAACAAGCAAAGACAUCUUCGUAGUUGUUCGCCCUUGGCAGCGAAAUUUCAAGUCAGUGCAUCAGAUCAAAAUCGAAGGAAAAGGCCAGGGGUACGGAUAAACAUGGAUGUCCGAACAAGCACGGUUCCCGAAGUCCUACUUUGA
Molecule: messenger RNA, 640 nt
Organism: Truncatella angustata
Lineage: Eukaryota; Fungi; Ascomycota; Sordariomycetes; Amphisphaeriales; Sporocadaceae
Exons: 4
Coding region: 116-640 (174 amino acids)
Source: RefSeq, a predicted model, not a curated record